AAGCUCCUCGGGCUUUUGUACUGCGUUCAUCUGUGGCAUGUGAUUCUCGCAUCUGAGGCUGACGUGCUCGCUGCUUUGCGAGCUCAGCGAAUCCCACUGGAAGCGCAAGCGCUGAGUGGUGAGCCGCUCGUCGAAUAUCUAAAGAAAAAGCAAAAUCUCUUCGAGGUUGAACUAACACCCACAGCCCACUACUACAAGGAAAUGCUGAUGGAUCUGAAAUUCAUCGACCAGAACCCGAAUCCUGUUCUUGCGAACGAGCAGGACACCGGUGAUGACAUUCCAGAAAGCUUUGAUGGUCGAAUUCAAUGGGCCAAUUGCCCCUCAUUGUUCUACAUCCGUGACCAGUCACUUAUGCGAGCGCACAUCUCAGCCGACGACAUUCUGUCAUGUUGCACUGAAUGUGGUAAUGGAUGUCACGGGGGUGGCCGUAUCGAGCCUGGAAAUAUUUCGCAAAAGAGGGCGCCGUCUCGGGAGGAAAUUAUGGCACCAAGGUUAGACUGCUGCCGUCCAUACGAGAUUCCCCCGUGUGGAUGGCACUGGUUCGAGCCCUACUACGACUGCCAUGCCGCUUAUAAAGGAACUCCGGCGUGUGUAAGACAGUGCCAACCAAGCUACAACAAGAACUAUACCGCGGACAAAUAUUACGGUAUGUGCACGACUUAUAUCAUGUUAAGAGGGAUGAUUCUGGUCAGCGAAUUCAAUUGA
Ostertagia ostertagi is the source of this 705-nucleotide messenger RNA. Lineage: Eukaryota; Metazoa; Nematoda; Chromadorea; Rhabditida; Trichostrongylidae. The record is from the annotation of a GenBank genome assembly.